Ogataea haglerorum is the source of this 1101-nucleotide messenger RNA. RefSeq lists its product as uncharacterized. The transcript has a single exon. Gene Ontology annotation, molecular function: metal ion binding. The record is from RefSeq and is a predicted model, not a curated record. Lineage: Eukaryota; Fungi; Ascomycota; Pichiomycetes; Pichiales; Pichiaceae. The coding region runs from base 1 to 1101 and encodes 366 amino acids.
AUGACCUCACAUAGAACUACGGGCAGUCUAAAUCUGCAGCCUAUGAACAGCGCAAACUACACAGCAGCCCAAGACGGAGUACAAGAUUUGCCAAGUCCUACAAAUACUGAGAGCGUAGGAGAUAAGCCCAGUGUUCAUGCCGCAUGUCCUACAUCGCAGCCUAUUGUCGACAUGGCUACGGCGUCGUUACCCAACGAAGAGCGGCAAUCUCAGGCCAAGACAGAGCCUAAAGAGCAAUCAUCAGAUUCCCGUCAGUUGCAGCCGCCAGAACCACUAGCUGUGCCUCCCGCUCCAUCACUCAUAUCUCCUUCCGAUCCGCCGCCAGAACAAAGAAAUAGCUCACCUAUGGCUCAAGCCAUUCCCGGCAAACCGAUGACUUUAUAUAUUGACCAAAAAUCGCUAAGCGAGUCCCCUCCGCCGCGAACGAAAUCGCCGUUUCGGGACUCGCCCAACAUCUUCAUCAAGCAAAUAAACGACCAGCGACGCCCGAUGUAUACGCCUGCUGUCUUGCGCUCAGACAGCAUAGGCCAAGCAAGCACGGGAAGCGAAACAUUCGACGUCUACAAACCCCCAGAACGCCCUAUAUUGAAAUCAGCUCUUUCUUCGUCAUCACUCAGAUCGCUCACAUCUAUCACAGACUAUUUCGGGGCCUUUGUGAGAGGCUAUGGGGGGAAGCCAGCUCAGAUAGAAGGGCCUACGAGGCGGCAUUGGAAACCCAAUAAUAGUCGGUUCAGUUGUGCCAAGUGCAACAGGAUUUUCCAUUUCAUGACGGACAGCCGCAGAAAACACCAUUGUCGCUACUGUGGUGAGAUAUUUUGCAACGACUGCUUGAAGAACUUCGUCUAUCUAGAUGCCAAUGCGCAUUUCACCCUAUUUGGCAGCUCCGAAGACCAUCUGGAUACGAAAGACAAAAAAUAUCUCUGCAAAGUUUGUCAAAAUUGCGCUCAAAAAUACGAGGUGUAUCUGAAAGAGCAUACCGCAAAGAAUUUGGAUCUAGACUCAAAUAGAAACACAAACGGCAAAGUCAGCACUACGAGGAGGGAAACAAUAGCAAACAAUCAAAAUCCGAUGCCCGCAGACUGGGAUUGGAGUUCAUUUUGA